Molecule: messenger RNA, 2583 nt
Organism: Perkinsus marinus ATCC 50983
Lineage: Eukaryota; Perkinsozoa; Perkinsida; Perkinsidae
Product: carbonic anhydrase, putative
Exons: 4
Coding region: 1-2583 (860 amino acids)
Source: RefSeq, a predicted model, not a curated record
AUGCUGGAGGCAAUGGGAGUAACAGAUCCGGAUCCAAUCGAGACUGAUCACAAGCUAGUAUGGGGCCGCAUGGGAUUGCACUUAAACAACGCUACAAGUCGACGCAAAGAAAUCCUCGACAGGGAAAGAGUACAGAAGCUGAUCACGGACCCAAGAUGCCAAAAAGUAUUCGACGUAAAGCUGAGCGACUCUUAUGCGAAUAGUAGGACGCAGAACGACCCAAAUGAGGCUUGGAAUGAGCUACAAGAGCAGAUAAAAGGAGCCCUAGAAGCCGCAAGACAAAUAGACGAAGAAGGCGGAGGUGCACCCCAGCGAAAGACGAGAAAGCAGAAAAGAGCCAGUAAAACACGACAAAUAGAGAGGAUGACAGAACUCCGUCCGAACGACGAGAAGGCAAUAUGGAAUGUGCUCCAAGAAACGCUGAAAGUGAGGAAGGCGGGACCAUUAAGUACCAAAUUCCCAGCAGAGCUGUAUAAAAGUGGGAAAGCAAUAGCAAAAUGGGUGCAUAAGGUAUGCUCGAUAUGCUUCGAAACGGAACGCCUACCAGACGAUUGGAACAUCUCGAAGGUUACUCCCAUUUACAAAAGCGGAUCCAGAAAGGACUGCAAGAACUAUCGUACAGUAUUGUCCCAGAGCGCCAUCACCAAGAUAUUCAGCUUGAUCUUUAUGGCCAGAAUAUAUUUACAGGUGGACAGUUCGGUCGACGCAUCACAGACGGCCUUUAGGGCCGGAAGGUCUGGCCUGGAGAUAGUACAUGCAAUACAACUCUUAAUAGAUAAGUGCAAGCUAUAUGAUCUACCGCUCACACUAACGAGCAUAGACUUCCGCAAGGCAUUUGAUCGAAUAUCUAGGUCGCAUGUAUAUGAAUCAUUAAGGAUGGCUGGUGUACAUCCGAAAUACGUACGGAUCAUCCGUAACUGUUAUGAGUCAGCUAAAGCAAGCAUCCGGAUAAGCUCAAAGGAACGAAUUAUUCCCCUCGACCGUGGCUUAAGACAAGGCGACUGUUGGAGCCCGAUACUCUUCAUAUGCAGCCUAGAUCGAGUGCUCAGCGAAAGACUGAGGAACUCUCCGCAUGGCUUCCGCUUAUUGGACACUAACAAGCAACCCAGACGCUUAACUCGCUCACAUAUUGGCAGACAAAAGAUGGGUACAAUGCUCAAUGAGCUGUCCUUUGCAGACGAUGUGACCCUUCCAUCAAGCACAGCAAUGGGGAAUACGAAACACAUUAGUUACGUGCGAGAAGACGGAGAAGCCGCGAAUCUUGUCAUAGCCCCCGAGAAGUGUAAACGAUUGACAAUAAAUGAACACUUGGAACAACCCGAUAUUGGAGGAUCGCCUAUCGCAGCCGUUAAUGAGAUGAAGAUUCUUGGGGAUAUAUUCUCAGAUUCACACAACAACAAAAAACAGAUUACGGAGCGCAUAAAAGCAGCAGGACAAAGAAUGGCAAGAUUACGGGCAGUGUGGAAAUCCCACGAUAUCUCCUUGAGAGCUAAAUUCACUGUGUUGAAGGUUUCGGUCUUCUCAGUGCUGCUAUUCACCAGUGAGUGCCUUGCAUUGACGACAAAAGAAUGCGAAAGUGAGAAUCUAAACUGCAAAUUCCAAAAAAAACAAGAACAGAACAAGAAGCAGGUGAAAGCGGAGAAAGGGAAACCCGAAACCCGACGGGAAACCAGAACCCCGAACUGUUGUCCAAGGCCAGGCUGCAAUCCAAGGCUAAGUCGAAAUGCAGGGGCGAAAGGCGGAGCCAUCUUGUGCAUAGAAGCUAUCAAAAUAUGGGGACAUUGCCCGAGUGAAGCGUAUCCCCGGCAGCUACACGAUAGAAGACAGAGUCCCAUCAAUAUUCAGAUCCCCAAUGCUGGGGUACCUCCAUUUUCCAUCAAUUAUGGUAUUGCCCGUGGUGUUACUGUUCAUGCUGAGAUUGACAUGGCCUUGGAAGUCCCCGAUGCAAACAACUUCACUGUAAGAGGUGUUUAUGGUUUGGGGGAGGAUAUCUUCCGUCUCACCUAUAUGGAUAUGCAUUGGGGUACGGACAGCUCUCGAGGGAGUGAACAUCAGUUCAAUGGUACCCCCUACGCCUUCGAAUAUCAUUUCGCCCAUUACAACAGCAAAUAUCGUGACUUCGCUGAAGCCUUAAAUCACCCAGAUGGGGUUGUUGCUAUAGGCGUUCUUUAUACGGUUGGUGAUCCAGCGCCUGGGCUUAGUGAGGCUUUAGACUCGAUGAACGCUAGUAAUAUGGGAGCGCUAGACUCCUUCAAUGUGGAGGCCAUGACCCCUCAAGAUUUAUCAACCAACUUCUAUCUUUACAAUGGGUCUGGUAGUACUCCUGAUUGUGAGGAAGUUAUGGUAUGGAUUGUUGCUAAGACGAUCCAGACAAUCAGCGAGGAUCAACUGAAUAGGCUGAGGACACUAAGGCAUAAUGGAGUCUCCAUUGGCCCUAACUAUCGUCAAACCCAAGCAUUGAAUGGGAGGAGGAUUCUUGACUCCACCCUUACAGACAACAAUUCUGUCCCUAAACCUUUCAGAGCAUCUUGGUUCAUACUUAUUCUUAUCAUCAUCGUUCCAUCGUUGAUUAUAGGGAAGUGA